Messenger RNA from Cephus cinctus (wheat stem sawfly), 964 nucleotides. RefSeq names its product protein ALP1-like. The transcript is spliced from 4 exons. The coding region runs from base 1 to 936 and encodes 311 amino acids. The record is from RefSeq and is a predicted model, not a curated record. Lineage: Eukaryota; Metazoa; Arthropoda; Insecta; Hymenoptera; Cephidae.
AUGGUUAAUCAUAUUGUUGCUGCAACUGAUUUAUCUCCCAUAAAAAUGGGAAACAGACGGAUUAUCGAUGCUUUGUUAUCCUCUUCAGAUGAAGAAGAUUUUUUUGUGCAUCGAAGAAAGUGUAUAGGAAGUCCUACGCAUAUACGACAUGAACUUGAGCAUCGAAGAGAACACUGGGGACUUCAGUGGUGUCAUCAAGACAAGUGCACACAGAAUAGUACAUGCAGUUACUGCUGCAAUUGCUCGACUUCAGCCACUUUACAUAAAGUUUCCUACAAUGCCGAAGGAGGUGGAAACGAUGCUGAAGUUUUUAGAAAUCGAAAAGGGUAUUUUUCGAUAAAUGUGCAAGCUGUUUGCAAUGCAAAUUUAGAAUUUUCCGACAUUGUAGCGCGCUGGCCAGGAUCGGUUCAUGAUUGCAACAUAUUUAAUAACUCUAGAAUACGUACCUUAUUCGAAGCUAAUACAUUUGGAGAUGGAUUAUUAGUUGGCGACAGCGGAUACCAACUGCGAUCAUAUGUAAUGACACCGUUGGGUAAUCCAAGAACUCGCUCCGAACAACUGUAUAAUGAAUCGCUGAUUAGAACUCGAAAUACUAUUGAAGGAACAUUUGGAGUGUGGAAGAGAAGGUUUCCAGUCUUAGCUCUUGGAUCCAGAUUUCAGAAAACGGAUACAUUAUUAGCUGUGAUAGUAGCUACUGCAGUAUUGCACAACAUUGCCAGACAUGCUGGUGAACUUUUGCCACCAGGCGAUCCGGCACUUCAACUGCCCGCACCAUGGGAACACAUUUUGAAAGAAGGUAUAAUAAGACACGAAUUAAACAGGCCACAUCGAAAUAGGGUACAAAACCAUGUGCAAAAUGCAUUAAUAAAUGGUUACUUCCAAAGGUUGGUGCGAACUCGCUCGAUUUUAUUUUUAUUUAUUUUUAAUCAUUGCUAGCGUUGAAACCUUUUGUAAUGUUCAUGUG